GUGCCGGCGCUUUGUCUUGCAAUGGCACAGAAUUUUCUGUCUCCGUGUCGGGAUCACAGCAAGAGCAGGAAGCCAAUUACUCUGUUGCUGUCUUGCAAGGCCAGCACCGAAGCCUAGGGAGAAAUCCAGGGCCAGUGAACACAUGUUGCUGCUAAGGCCUAUGGGCAGGUUUCUAGAAUGUGUCUGCGUGCAGGAGGAAGCUGUCUGCUCUCAGAAAAAGCUUCCAACAGGACAUGAUGAUGAAGCAGUUCAUGGCCAUGUUAAAGAAGAAUGAAAAUAAUCAUCCCCCAUCCACCAAGCUGUUGAAUCUAGCAGAACAGCUUUGCCAGGAGCUCCAGAGCUCAUCUCCUAAUCUGGAGAAGCUGGUUGGAGCUGUGAUGGGAUGCAAAAGCAAGACAUACUUUCUCACUAACAUCCAUGUUGUCCGGGCUUGUGUGUCCGUUCAUAUCCAUAAAGGGGAACAUGAUGCAGCCUGCAAACUCCUGAAGUGUUGCAAGGCAGAAGAGAAGAAAGAGCUGGUGCAACUUUGGCAUGAGAUUCACUACCAGCGGUUUAUGGAGGAACACAAGAUACAUUUUCUGACACCACUGCAGAAAUUCCGCUGCAGGAAGAGGAAUCCUCCACCUACUUCCCUUUGUCCUGAAGGUUUGAAGACUCGAAACUAUCCACAAGAAGUACGCCAGCACCUGCAGAGGUUUGCUGCAGAGGUGACAGCAAAUCCAAACAAGAAACAGCGGGAUGGAUUGGCUCGGGACAUGAACCUGCAGCCAACUCAGGUCUAUAAUUGGUUUGCAAAUUAUCGACGUCGAAAAUCCCGCCUCCGUCAUGUGAAAGUGUCCAACAGUUCAUGUCCUGAGAGGGCUUCGGCUCACAAAGAGCCACAGGAUAAAGGAUCCAACACUCCACAAACUGCAGAUGGAUCUCCUGUGGGCAUCAGCCCUGAGCAAAUGGAUAUAACCCCCAUGCCCUGUGAGCCAGGACAGGAGCAGCCUCCUGAAGGAACGUAUUUAAAGAUGCUGGAAUCCAGCUGUAUGCAGAGCCCUGAGCCGUUGUAUGAAGCUGGAACAAGCAUGGUUUUGUGCACCACUCACAGUGCUGAACAACCUGUACCUUUUGGCACUGAGGCUGUGAUGGAACCACAAACCUGCUCUGGCUCUCCUGUGCUGCUGCCUGGAGAAGCAGUGGGCAGGGCUGCUGCCAGCUUCUGUCAGGAGAGCUUUGUCCUGUGCUCUUAUGAGCCCCUUCCCGUUGUGAAUUAUUAUCUGCCCAUGUGGUGGGCCCCUUGCAGCACUGCAGGAGUCUUUGGCUCUGUGUGGACUCCAGGUGUAGAAGUUCCUCUCAGACUGUGUUUGGCAAGCCUCAAAGCCCACAUGUUUCUGCAGCCUAUGUGGAAGAAAGCCAAGCCCUGGGACAAAGCCAGGUCCUGGAGGAUCCAGCUGUUGACUCACUAGACCUGUUCCAGGCAGCAUGCCUGCUCUAUGAAAUUUCUAGCAGUAAAAAGCGUGAACCGAUGUGACCUGCCUGCAGAUACAAUCCAUGUGUCUGUGCUUCCCUGGGGAACACCUCAUUCCUUCCUUUAUUUUUUUAAUGGAAGAGGAGUUUAACAGGGAGAUUGAAUAGUGUGAGGGAGAAGGAUGGAGGUGUUUCCAAUGGUUACGAAAGUUGGUUUGGUUACAGUUUUAUUAAGAAUUUUGCAAAGGAUAGAAGAAAGCAAAAGUGCACUGUGGACUGUAGGUUUUUGCUGGAGUGGUCUGAAGCUGCACUGUAGAUGUUAAAAUUAACAAGGCACUGGUUCUGUGGCAGUAACGUAGAUCUAAUCAUGGCACUGGCCAGAUCCGAGUCCUUGGUUGCAUUGUGAAGGUAAAUGAAGCUCCUGUGCUCAAAGGAGUAAAAUUUGGUUAUGUUGCCUUGCAGUGGAUAUUGGACAACCUUUUCUCAGGCUUGGAAAAUAAGGUCUCAUGGUAAUGUAUUUCUUCUCCCUGCCUUCCUGUUGUACUGCAGGGUGUAAAUUCUGGAGUGUCCCAUACUCUGUAGUGCCACAGGUGACACAAAGGAGCACAGCAGAAUUUUCAGUGCUAGGGCAUGCCAUUGUUUUGGUGUUUAAUACAAGAAGUAGCAAGGCAGGCCCUUCAUGCAGCUUUAAAACUAAUUCUGCAAGAUAGGGUGGGUUUUUGUUUUUUUUCCUGAAGUGUAACUGUUUUUAAAAAAUUCUGUAUAUUGCAAAAUGGGUCCCCUUUGCCAAAUCUCCAGCCCGGACAUACAGGGAGAAGAUGCCUCCUUUACCUGUUGUUACAAAGUUUUCGAA
Molecule: messenger RNA, 2305 nt
Organism: Poecile atricapillus (Black-capped chickadee)
Lineage: Eukaryota; Metazoa; Chordata; Aves; Passeriformes; Paridae
Gene: ANHX
Product: anomalous homeobox
Exons: 9
Coding region: 234-1451 (405 amino acids)
Biological process (GO): regulation of transcription by RNA polymerase II
Cellular component (GO): transcription regulator complex; nucleus
Molecular function (GO): RNA polymerase II cis-regulatory region sequence-specific DNA binding; DNA-binding transcription factor activity, RNA polymerase II-specific
Source: RefSeq, a predicted model, not a curated record